AUGCCAGGCUUCCUGGUACACGGUCCUCCAGGGAGGCUAUGCAUGAGCCUAGCAUGUGUCCUGUCCCUUUGGAACACAGUGUCCGCUAUUAAAGAAGAAGCAAAAAAGGAAAAGGCCAUAACCUUCCUACCUACAACAGUGUCUGGCCUUGGAGGAGAAGAGAAGAAGGAAAAGAGGGUGGCGUUUCUGGAUACCACAGAGUUGCCUGCAAGGGCGGUGGAUCUGUCAGAACUUAACCUGACAGAGCUGGUGAACGGGAUGCUGAGCAGAGCCUUGAAAGACAGCAAGAAGUUCUUCUCCUUGCUGAGCAUCACGUCCUACAGUUCCUUCGCCUUCCACAAGCUUUCUGUGACCAUUUACAACAUUUCUAACCUGAAGACGGUGGACCCAGCCAAAUUCCCCACGCGGUACUGCUACUGUUUAAACAAUCGGACCAAUGACCUAUCAGACUUCACAGCUCUACUGGUGGACAUCAUUGGAAAUUCUACCAGCUACCUCACAGAGAUUUUCAAGUCGACCUCCAUCCUUUCAGUGAGUCAAACAAAUGAAUCUGACUGCAUCUUCAUCUGUGUCAUGACAGGAAAGUCAGGAAGAAACCUUUCUGACUUCUGGGAGAUGGCAGAAAAGUCUCCUGUUAUCAAUUACACCUUUACCAGCAGCCUGUCUGGUGUUCUGGGUGAGUCAACCAGGGGGACAGCCGGGCCUUCAAAGCUCACACCCACAAGCCAGGAAACAGCACCAAGGACAAUCCCUCCACGCCGAGCCCAGAGCCCUGGCGUGUCUGCUCUGAGAACCUCUCCCUGGACAGAUCCAGCUCAUCCUUCAGAGGCGGGAGAGCAGACCAUGAACAUGAACAGGCUCCCUGAGCUUCACGCCAGGACUGCGGCUGCGCCGGGCCGCGCCAUUGCCACGCUCCCAGCCUUGGCUACCAGGAGAGUGGCCAGAACUCCAUGGGUGACAGCCAACAGGCGGGCCUGGGCUUCCACAUUACCCGGGCCCUGGGCUCAGACCAUCGGUGAGAAAACACCUGGAGGGCCUCCUUGGGGAAUACUUUCCUUUACAUCAACAUUGCCUGCAGAGGCCAAGGAGGUCAUGACCACAAGCGGCCCUACUGGGCCUCCUGCGAGGACAGCAGCCACACAUGGCAGCCCAUCCCAGACCAGCCCAACCUCAGGAACGCUCACCCCUGGCACACAGACUCCAAAUCCAACCAAGGCACCGGCCCCCAAAUAUCCACAGGCAGAUGAUCUCCUCGCAGCGUGGCCGUUUACCCCUGGAGAAGAGCCAGCCCUGGUCCCAGGACCCCACCAAGUUCAAGCUUCAAGGUGUCCUCAGAGGCUCCUCAAAGAGGAAGCCAUGACAGCUGCUCCUCUCACCGUGGCCACCCAGAAGCUCAACCCGUGCCUGAUGGAGCUGUGCCGCUUUUUCCAGCAGUGCCUCUGCAUGAGCCAGAGAAGGGACGUGAGGAUAGCAGCCAUGAGGGACUGUCUUGAAUACUAUUCCUGGUUUCUGAAGAAUGCAACAUACAUCUGUCAGAGGGUGAAAAGGGUAUCCCACUCACACACCUUAAAACAAACGUGCCUUGAGAAUAUCUGCAAGUCUGUGUGAGGCCUUGAGAAAACAAUGGGACCGAGCAAUACAUCGGGCUACGUCGCUUCACCCAGGCCCGAGUCGGCUGCGUUUGCAGAAUUCACCUAGGCUCCAGGUAGAUCAAUUAAUUGAAAGCGGUUCUUUUUGAAAAUAGCAUUUCUUUCUGUCCUGUGACUCUGCGGAAAUAUUGAAGGUGGGAGGCCGCCUGUCAGAAGCCUGACAAUGAAUGCAGUGAUGCUAACUCCCCUGCCUGCUCCAAGGUCACAGACACUUAAUAUCAAUGCUCAAGAAAUGU
Molecule: messenger RNA, 1885 nt
Organism: Hipposideros armiger (great roundleaf bat)
Lineage: Eukaryota; Metazoa; Chordata; Mammalia; Chiroptera; Hipposideridae
Gene: HHLA1
Product: HHLA1 neighbor of OC90
Exons: 16
Coding region: 1-1608 (535 amino acids)
Source: RefSeq, a predicted model, not a curated record